Messenger RNA from Corticium candelabrum, 3297 nucleotides. RefSeq lists its product as uncharacterized. Gene Ontology annotation, molecular function: nucleic acid binding. Bases 1 to 3297 code for a protein of 1098 amino acids. The transcript is spliced from 4 exons. Gene Ontology annotation, biological process: DNA integration. The record is from RefSeq and is a predicted model, not a curated record. Lineage: Eukaryota; Metazoa; Porifera; Homoscleromorpha; Homosclerophorida; Plakinidae.
AUGGCACAGUCACAGUUGCAAAUACCGAUGCAAUUUGACUUCAGCAAACCGGAGGACUGGGAACGCUGGAUAAGAAGAUUCGAAAGAUUUCGACAAGCAUCAGGAUUAGCAGAGAAGACAGACGAGACACAAGUAAGUACGUUGAUCUAUUCUAUGGGUGACAAGGCAGAGGAUGUGCUGCAGACGUUAGGAUUGAACGAGGAGCAGAAGAAAGACUACAAGACCGUAAAAGAGACUAUGACGAGCUUCUUUGAGGAGAAAAGGAAUAUCAUUUACGAACGCGCGAAGUUUAAUCAAAGAGUUCAAUUUGAAGGUGAACCAGUGGAUGAAUUUAUUACUUCGUUAUACAGUUUGGUAGAACAUUGUAGUUAUGGAGAACUUACUAACGAAAUGAUUCGGGACAGAUUGGUAGUUGGACCGAGAGAUGCAAAGUUGUCAGAGCAACUUCAACUUGAUGCGGAGUUAACGCUUGAAAAAGCAGUGAUAAAGGUAAGACAAUCGGAGUCAGUAAAGAAACAACAAGAUGUAAUUAGAGCUUCUGCUGAAACAACGCAAGUAGCUAGAGUAAAGUCUAAUCAAGUUUGGAAGGACCAUAAGAAACUAGGAAGUUACACAACGGCAAGGAAAUUUUUCCCAGCGGAGGGUAGGAAACGCUGCCACAGAUGUGGGAAAGUGCCAGAGCACAGCAAGAGUCAAUGUCCUGCUAAAGACUGUAGAUGUAAGAAGUGUGGUCGAAUGGUCAUUUUGCUCAAAUGUGCAAAACGAAAAAGGUUUCGGAAAUACACGUAUCAGAGAAGCAGUAUCUUGAUUGCAUUACUAAGGAAAUUUCUUGACAAAGUUCCAAUAAAUUUCAAGAUUGACACCGGAGCAGAUGUGAAUGUUCUUCCUGAAAAUAUAGCUAGAAAUGUUUUCGGAACAAGGUUGAAGAAGUCUAUACGCUGUCUGAAAGGACCGAAUCAGAAGCCACUAGAAGUAUGUGGACAGAUAAAAUGUAAAUUAGAAAAAGGAAGUCAAUCAGUUAAAGAGGAACUGUAUGUCAUUAAAGGUCUCAGGAAACCAUUAGUAGGACUUCCUACGAUAAAAGCUUUGAAACUAAUCACGAGAGUUGAUCAAGUAGAUGUGGAUCACGAAAUGAUAGAUAAACAUCCGAAAUUGUUUAGUGGGUUAGGAGUUAUGAAGCGAAAGUAUAAAAUAGAGCUGAAAGAGAACGCACAACCAUAUGCUCUAUCAACUCCAAGAAGAAUUCCUAUACCGCUAUUGCCAAAGGUAAAAGAAGAAUUAGUUAGGAUGGAGAAAGAUAAUGUCAUUCAAAAAGUGGAAGAGCCAACAGAUUGGGUUGCAGGAAUGGUUGUAGUACCUAAACAGAAUGGAAAGAUGAGAAUUUGUGUCAAUUUAACUCAGUUGAACAAGUGUGUUAAGAGAGAGAGACACAUUAUGCCUAGUGUUGAUCACGUGUUAGCUCAGUUGGAAAAUGCUGUGGUAUUUUCAAAACUUGACGCAAAUUCAGGUUAUUGGCAAAUUCUAUUGACACAAGAGUGUGCACCAUUAACGACAUUUAUCACACCAUUUGGUAGAUAUUUUUUCAAACGUUUACCUUUUGGGAUUACUUCAGCUCCAGAAGUAUUUCAAAAGAGGAUUUCACAAAUUUUGGAGAACUUGAAAGAGGUUAUCUGCUUAAUGGACGAUAUUCUGGUAUUCGGUACUAAUCAACAAGAGCAUGAUUGUAGGUUGGAAGCGGUGUUAGGAAGAUUGCAGGAAGCUGGAGUUACUUUGAACAAGGAAAAGUGUCUGUUCUCAAAACGAAGAAUAAAAUUCUUGGGUCAUGUAAUUGAUUCACAUGGAAUUAGUUCAGAUCCAGACAAAGUUUCAGCAAUUCUGAAUUUAAAGGAACCCAGAAACAGAACUUACAUUAGGAGUUUUUUGGGAAUGGUCAACCAACAAAGUAAGUUUGUAAAAGGAUUAGCAACGUUGACUGAACCUCUCAGAGCAUUAUUGUGUGGUCGAAAUGCUUGGAUCUGGGAUGAUAGACAAAGGAAAGCGGUAGCAGAAAUCAAGAAGAGAUUAAGCGAAGCCCCCGUACUAGCAGUCUAUAAUCCAGAGAGAGAAACGAGAGUUGCUUCAGAUGCUUCUUCAGUAGGACUAGGAGCAGUGAUUGAACAAAAACAGAGCAACGGAAUUUGGAGAGCCAUAGCAUAUGCAUCACCUUCAGAGUGGGCUUGUGAAAAGUUUUCAUGUUAUCUUGUAGGCAAGACUUUCACGUUAUUAACCGAUCAUAAACCGUUGUUGACUUUGUUCGGACGAAAAGAAUUGGAUGAACUACCACCACGAAUUCAGAGAUUUAGAAUGAGACUGAUGCGAUAUGAAUACAAGAUAGACUAUGUACCAGGAAAAGAACUAGGAACGGCGGACACUCUUUCUAGGUAUCCAGUUGAUGAACCUACAGAGAUUGAUCACGAAUUUGUAGAAAUAGUCGAAACGUGGGUUAACCAAGUUAUGGAUCAUAUUCCUGCCAGUGAUAAAAGAUUAGAACAAGUUCGGCAAAUGCAAAAAGAAGAUUGGUUAUGCCAACAAGUAAGAAGGUUUACAGACGAUGGUUGGCCAGAGAAAAGAAAUCUGCAUGAAGAAUUGAAGAAGUUUGCUGCAUUGUCUUCGGAGAUAACUGUGCAAAGAGAUAUAUUGGUAAGAGGACCACAAUUGAUAAUUCCCGACAAACUAAGAAGAGAAAUGAUUGAGAGAAUUCAUGAAGGACAUCAAGGCAUUGUAAAGUGUAGAGAAAGAGCUAAAGCUGCGAUAUGGUGGCCACGUAUGAGUAAGGAGCUAAAGGAGUAUGUUUUUUCCUGUCCUGUAUGUUCGAGAGAAAGACGUAAUCACAUAGAGCCAUUAAUCACAACACCUUUACCUUUACUGCCUUGGCAAAAGAUUGGAACAGAUCUUUUUGAAUUCAAAGGAUCGCACUAUCUUCUUGUAAUAGACUAUUUGUCUCGUUACAUAGAAGUUGUUGAAGUUCGAAGCAUGACAUCAGUUCAGAUCAUUAACCAAUUAAAAGCUAUAUUCUCUAGACAUGGAGUUCCGGAAUGUGUGGUUUCGGAUAAUGGGACACAGUAUACAUCUGAAGAAUUUAAUAUAUUUGCAAACGAGUAUGGAUUUAAUCACGUUACGUCAAGUCCAAAGUAUCCAAAAGCCAAUGGAGAAGCCGAAAGAGCGGUGAAAACAGUGAAGACGUUAUUACAGAAAGCCAAGGAUCCAUAUCUUGCAUUACUGUCAUAUAGAACAACACCUGGAGCAAAGAAAACCUGA